This is a messenger RNA of Trichosurus vulpecula (common brushtail), 1454 nucleotides long. It is a transcript of the gene PRR15L, whose product is annotated as proline rich 15 like. The record is from RefSeq and is a predicted model, not a curated record. The coding region runs from base 284 to 586 and encodes 100 amino acids. The transcript has 2 exons. Lineage: Eukaryota; Metazoa; Chordata; Mammalia; Diprotodontia; Phalangeridae.
ACCUUGGCUCGGAAGAAGCAGCCGGAGCAGGUACCUGGCUCCCGCACCUGUUUCUCCUGCACCUGACAUGCAGCUGCCGUCCCUGCGAUCGCUCCUGCCCCAGCCCACCUCUCCACUCAGCUCCCCUGCGUUCUGGGCUCCAAGCCUUGCCUGACAGCCUCAGAGAUACUCCUGCCUCCCCCAUUCUCACUCUCCUGCCCUCACCCACUCCCUGGGAAAGGUCUCCACCAGAGAAGUCUGGAUUAACAGGAGGUCUCCUCUGAAUAUUCUGCACCAGGGAAUCAUGGCAGACGUUGGCUGGUGGAAGCUGACCUUUUUGCGCAAGAAAAAGUCAACCCCCAGGGUGCUAUAUGAGAGCCCGGACACUUAUGCCCACCUAGAUGGAGGUACUGAGCCCGCCCGGCCUGAGGGAGUGAGUCCCAACAGCGACUUUAAUGCCCGGCUAGAGAAAAUUGUGGACAAGAACACCAAGGGCAAACAUGUCAAGGUCUCCAAUUCUGGCCGAUUUAAGGAAAAGAAAAAGGUUCGAGCCACUUUGGGGGAAAAUCCCAACCUCUUUGAUGAUGGAGAUGGGAAAGGACAGUGAAGCGUGAGAAGGGGGGUGCUAAGUACCUCCUUCUUUGCUACCAUCAGCUGGAUUCUGAAAAGGAAAACUGACACUCCAGCCUCUCUGCCCACUGCCCAAGCUUUGCAGAGGGUCCUUUGCUGGCCUCUAUACCUGCGGGCAAGGAAAUGUCUCUAUCACUUAUAGAUGCAUGACUCUCUCCUAGGUGAAGGCUGGCCCUAGAGGUCUGGGGUUGUCCCCACCCUCACAUGGAGGUUCCUCCUUAGUUCAAGGAUUGUAUCCCUGGAAAGAGGGAGGACAACAACCCAGGGAGGGCUAAUCCUCAAUACAGCUCUAGGCAGUUCCUACUGGGAGUGGUGGGUGAAAGUGGAGUGCCAUUCCUGUACCCCAGGAAUAAGGAUCAGGAUUAAGUUUGAAUUGCUGCUCUCACCUCCACUUUCACCCAUAGCCUUUUCCCUGUGGCAACUUUUUCUAGAAGCUACACGGAAUGAAGCUGGCAUAGUCUUUUCCCCAAGAGUCAGAGGAGUAGGGAGAGUCAAUUCCUUACCUCACCUCCUUUUGCACUUCCUGGAACUUUGCCUAAAAAAUGUGGCCAGAGGAGGAUCCCUCAAACUUCCACAAGACUCCAAAGAGAUAGAUCGGUAGAUUUCAGUUCCUGCUAGGGACACUCCUUUCUAGGUGUGUCAAGAUAGACAGUGACAAUGGGGGAACUACAUGGCUCUAAGGAUUCCUUCUCAGGGAAACCAAGAUGGCCCACCUAUCUACUCUCCCUGCCAGAAUACGUAGUUAAGACAAAUGCCCUGGAUGACAUCCUGGGUCCUGAAUUUGUUAUUUUUUAAGUUUGGUCAUAAAUUUCUUUUUGGUAAUAAACAUGACUUGAAAGUGGAAA